Messenger RNA from Priapulus caudatus, 1011 nucleotides. RefSeq names its product methylmalonyl-CoA mutase, mitochondrial-like. The annotation marks the transcript as partial. The transcript is spliced from 7 exons. The record is from RefSeq and is a predicted model, not a curated record. NCBI's taxonomy places the organism in Eukaryota, Metazoa, Priapulida, Priapulimorpha, Priapulimorphida, Priapulidae. Gene Ontology annotation, cellular component: mitochondrion. Gene Ontology annotation, molecular function: cobalamin binding; methylmalonyl-CoA mutase activity.
ACUCUGACAACCCGCGCGUGCACGGUGACGUCGGCAUGGCGGGCGUUGCUAUAGACUCCGUCGAGGACAUGAAGCUGCUAUUCGACGGAAUCCCGCUAGACAAGAUGUCCGUUUCCAUGACGAUGAACGGAGCCGUGCUUCCCGUUCUCGCGUACUUCGUCGUGGCUGCCGAGGAGCAGGGAGUGAAGCAGGAGCAGCUUACGGGAACGAUCCAGAACGACAUCCUGAAGGAGUUCAUGGUGCGGAACACGUACAUCUAUCCCCCGGAGCCUUCCAUGCGAAUCAUCGGCGACAUCUUCUCAUACAGCGCCCACCACAUGCCAAAGUUCAACUCGAUCUCGAUCAGUGGUUAUCACAUACAGGAGGCUGGAGCGGACGCCGCCCUUGAACUGGCCUUCACCAUCGCCGACGGACUCGAGUAUUGUAGGAGGGGUCUGAUGUCUGGACUUAAGAUCGACGAAUUUGCUCCCAGACUUUCUUUCUUCUUUGGCAUUGGAAUGAACUUCUACAUGGAGAUAGCUAAGCUGCGUGCGGCGCGGCGUUUGUGGGCCGUCUACAUCAAGGAGAAGUUUCAUGCUAAGAACACGAAGUCACUGCUGCUGCGUACUCACUGUCAGACGUCGGGAUGGUCACUCACUGAGCAAGACCCGUACAAUAACGUCGUACGUACGGCGGUGGAGGCGAUGGCAGCUGUGUUUGGCGGCACUCAGUCCCUGCACACGAACGCGUUCGACGAGGCGCUGGGUCUUCCCACCGUCCACAGCGCACGCAUCGCUCGUAACACACAGAUCAUAAUACAGGAGGAGUCCGGGAUAACCAAGGUCGCGGACCCGUGGGGCGGAUCGUUCCUCAUGGAGACGCUGACGGAUGAGGUUUACGAAGCGGCGAAGAAGGUCAUUGAUGAGGUCGAGGAGAUGGGAGGCAUGGCGAAAGCUGUCGCCAGCGGCAUGCCUAAGCUGAGGGUGGAGGAGUGUGCGGCGCGGAGGCAGGCCAGGAUAGACAGCAACCACG